AUGUUAGCAGCAGAACAGGAAAACGCUCAGCUCAGAGAGGAACUGGUUAACCUCAAGGGAGAGAUGGAAAGAAUGGCAAUUAUGAUGGAAACUAUGAUGGCUGAGAGAGAGCAAGCAGCAAUCUCCAAUUCAACUCCUGUUGUGGUCGUCACAGUUGCACCUGAGGGUCCCCCGCAACCAUCUCCGACUACUACUACAACUAUCGGCCUCACCCAGCCUCUGAUGACUGAUUUUUCUUCUGGUAAUAUGGCAACUAUGGGUAACUCAGGCUUCCGUCCUCUUGGCCCCCAGGGUCUCUUUUCUACUCCUCAGUAUUCCAUGCCUCCAGGCUACCCUUGGGGCAUGCCGCUUGCAGCUAAUGGGGUUUUUCGUCCAAGUGCUACUGAAAUGCCAUUCGCACAUGGUCAACAGACUUCACCAUUUUCUCAGAUGGGCCAGCUAUUUCCUCAGGCUGCUAUGACUCAAGCAGGACCCACUGUGCAUGUUGAGCCACAGCAGGAAGAGCAGAUUUAUCAUUCUGACAGUGUGAUGGGGGACGACAAAGCAGUUAACUGGGAAGAGAGGUUCAGGGCUUUGGAAAAAGAGAUGAGUAACAUGCGUGGUAAAGAAGUAGUCGUCCAGAGUAUAUACGAUCUUUGCUUGGUACCAGAUGUGGAUAUACCCCCAAAAUUCAAGAUGCCUGUGUUUGAGAAAUACCAAGGGGACUCGUGUCCACAAAAUCAUCUAACUAUGUAUAUUACGAAGAUGAUAGCUUACAGGAACAACGUACCUUUGCUCAUUCAUUGCUUCCAGGACAGUUUGACCGGUCCUGCACAUACUUGGUUUAUGGGAUUGAAAGGCAUUACUACGUUUGAACAAUUGGCUGACGCUUUCAUGCAACAAUACAAAUAUUGGCGUUACAAAUACAACACGUAUCUGGCGCCUAGUCGCAAAGAGUUGCAGUCCUUGACCCAGAAGGACAAAGAAUCAUUCAAAGAGUAUGCACAACGCUUCAUCCAGAAGGCCUCCCAGAUUCGUCCGCCCUUGGAUGAAAGGGAAUUAUCUGAGAUGUUCUAUGAGACUCUGAGCCCUUGCUAUUCAGAGAAAAUGAUUGUUUGUGCAUCACAGAAAUUCACCGACCUGGUAGAGACGGGGAUACGUAUUGAGGAUUGGGCUCGUAAGGGAGCUGGUUCUUCAGGUGGUUCUGCAGGAAGUUCGUCUAAUGGUAACAAGAAGUUUGGUAAUGGUUACUCAAAAAGGAAUGCUCAAGAAGUCGGCAUGGUGGCCCAUGGCGGAUCUCAGCCUGUGUACCCUAAUCAUCCUUAUGUUGCUAACAUUACCCCACAAAUGACCGCUCCCCAGAACCCAAAUUAUCAACCACCAAGACCUCAAGGACCUUCACCAUACUAUCCACCACUAUAUCAACUACCAUACAACCCACAACAAUUCCCUCAACAACCAUACCAACAAAGGCCACAAUACCCCCCACAACAACAACCCCGUCCUCAAGCUCCCUACAAUCAGCAGAAUCAAAAACAACAAUUUGAUCUCAUACCAAUGACUUAUGGAGCAUUACUGCCUUCCUUGCUCGCGCAAAACCUGGUUCACACACUACCACCCCCUCGCAUUCCAGAUCCUCUCCCACGCUGGUACCGUCCUGAACUUCAUUGUGUUUAUCAUCAAGGGGCAGCAGGUCACGAUGUGGAACGUUGUUAUGCCCUCAAGAAAGAGGUCCAAAAACUGCUCAAUAGCAAAGAGUUAACUUUCGCCGACCCUGAUCAUGUUGCCCAAAACAAUCCUCUGCCUCCCCGUGGGCCUGUUGUUAAUAUGAUUCAAGACUGUCAGGAAGAUGCCUGCAUUCUCUACGCAUGUGACAUCAAGACCCCUUUGGUACCGAUACAUGUGAAAAUGUGUGAAGUAGCUCUCUUCAGUCACGAUCACGAGGCUUGUGAUGUGUGUUCGGUAGAUCCUCGUGGUUGCAUGCAAGUCCAAAAUGAUGUGCAAGGUCUCCUAGAUAAAAAGGAACUUGUGGUUACAAAGGAAAUCAAGAGCAAAAGUGUUUGUGUUGUCACCCCAAUAAUCAGAGCUAGGAGGCUGCUUGUGAUAAACCCUAACGGUGCAAAGCCCGCUGGCACUCCUCUGGUAAUCUGUGUCCCUAGGCCUGUACCUCCUUCCUCUCAGAAAGCCGUACCUUACAAAUAUGAAGGCACAAUUCUAGAACCCGGAAGUGAAACGACCUCAUCCUCUGUUGUGGACAAUAUUGCCGAGAGUAGUCAGAUUUUGAGAAGCGGCCGCGUUCUUCCUGCUGUGGUUCAGAAAAGCACUAAUAUUUCGGUCGAAGAAACAGUAAAGGAGCGGAACACAGGUAAAGGUAGAGUUGGAGAGCAUCCCAAAGAGAUUGACUAUGAGGAUGCUGAUGAAAUCUUAAAGCUGAUCAAGAGGAGCGAGUACAGGGUUGUGGACCAGUUGUUACAAACCCCUGCAAAGAUUUCCAUUAUGUCUCUGUUAUCAAGCUCUGGUGCUCACCGAGAUGCCCUGAAGAAAGUACUAGACCAGGCUUUUGUGGAUUAUGAUGUGACUUUGGGCCAGUUUGAAAGUAUUGUGGGGAAUGUGACCGCAUGUAACAGUCUGAGUUUCAGUGAUGAAGACCUCCCAGCGGAGGGGAAGAAGCACAAUCAGGCAUUACUCAUCUCUGUACUUUGCAGAACAGACUCCUUAUCCAAUGUUCUAAUAGACACCGGCUCUGCUCUUAAUGUGAUGCACAAAUCAACCCUUGAUCAAUUGACAUAUUCCGAGGCUCUCUUGAGGCCCAGUAAGGUGACGGUGAGGGCAUUUGAUGAGACCAGAAGAUCAGUAUAUGGUGAGAUAGAUUUGCCCAUCUCAGUAGGCCCACAUGAGUUUCAGGUUACUUUUCAAGUCAUGGAUAUCCAGGCUUCUUUCAGCUGUUUGCUUGGCAAACCAUGGAUUCAUGACGCUGGGGCAGUGACAUCCACUCUCCACCAGAAGCUGAAAUUUGUAAGCCAUGGAAAGCUCAUUACUGUGAGUGGCGAGUCAGCCUUUUUGAUCAGCAAUUUGUCUGCUUUCUCUGUUAUUGGUGGUAGUAGUUCAGACGAGUCAUCAUUCCAAGGGUUCUCUGCUGAAGGAAGUGUAGGUAAGAUUGAGACUUGUAUGGCUUCGUUGAAGGACGCACAGAGGGUAAUCCAGGAAAGCAAAACCGAAGGUUGGGGUCAGCUAGUGGAGUUACCAGAGAACAAGCGCAAGGAAGGGGUUGGUUUUCUUAACAGUAGGUCUGGGAUGUUUGACCCUACCGAAGGCUCUUUCUGCAGUGCAGGAUUCAUCCACGAUUCACCAGAGAUCAAUGCAAUUACCGAUGAUGCGCCUUGA
Medicago truncatula (barrel medic) is the source of this 3363-nucleotide messenger RNA. RefSeq lists its product as uncharacterized. The record is from RefSeq and is a predicted model, not a curated record. The transcript has 2 exons. NCBI's taxonomy places the organism in Eukaryota, Viridiplantae, Streptophyta, Magnoliopsida, Fabales, Fabaceae. Bases 1 to 3363 code for a protein of 1120 amino acids.